AUGUCGUCGUCAACACCCUCGCCAACUGUCUCUGCCACUGCUGGGGCUCCUAUAUCUCGCCGACCACCUCGCAAGAGCACUCUCACCCAACAACAAAAAAACCAGAAACGGCAAAGAGCGACACAAGAGCAACUCCUGACACUCGAAGACGAAUUCAUCAGAAACCCCACACCUACGGCCACCGUCCGGGAACGUAUCGCGCAAGAUAUCAGCAUGACCGAGAGGUCUGUCCAGAUAUGGUUUCAGAAUAGGCGUGCCAAGAUAAAGUUGCUUGCGAAGAAGAGCAUUGAAACAGGAGAGGACUGCGAUGCAAUCCCUGAAUCAAUGCGCACCUAUCUUGCCAACCAAGCCAUGGAGUCCGGCAAACCUCUCGCAAGAGAGUUUCUCGGCCGCUCCCCAAAUCAUAUGAGUGCUUACGGCAGCGGUGGAAUGCUUCUGAACCCCGACUCCGCCCAAGCCGGUAAAAUCGUCAUCCAUCACUUCACCUGCAAAUCCUUAAGUAUAGGUAGUUGGCGUCGUGUAGGGCAAAACGCCAUGGAUCUUGUCGUCUUCUAUGCCCCGGACAAAGCCUGCCUUACAUAUUACAUCAACAAUGAAGGAGCCGGCUACAAGAUCGAAUACCCCUUUGCUUACAUCAAGAACAUAAGUCUUGAAUAUGGUGACCCCGCAGAAGAGGCAAGUGGGAUGCCAACCCGACCUCGCGGACUCUUGGUGGAAUUGAAUAGGCCUCCUAACUUUUUCAUGGACUCAGCUGGUACCGGAGGCUUUCACCAAUGUGGGGACUUUACGGAAGAGCAGCAAGCUUCGUUGAUUAUGGUGCAUCACCUGGGUGGCCAUCCCAAAGUCCUCACUGGACAAUUGGCCAAAUUGGUUUCGUUGGACUCUUUCCAAAACAGACACUGUCCAUACGAUCUACAUACGAUGGCAGCAUCUGCCCCCGUUUCACCUAUGAUGGCUCCUCCUCGCCCAUCAUCACAGCCGACGGCUCAAAUGGCACAUCCACACCUCGCUAUGUUUCAGGAGAAUGGUUUCGGUAUGCCACCACCAGGGCCACGAGGUCACAAGCGUACUCGAAGUCGAUCUGUGCCUGUUGCUGUUGACUUCUCGAUGAUGCCCCCGAUGCCGUCUUUCCAUAUUCAACGUCCUUCAACCAACAUGACUGAUGCAACUCUCUACGCACCCAUCCCUCAACACCAGCAUGAUCUUAGUCCUCUUGGGCCAAAUCUACGGAUCGACACCUCCGCAGGCUAUGGUCUUGACUACCGUCAGUACCCUUUGUCCGCGGCUACAACCGGCUCGCCGUCCGAGUAUGCAAGUCCAUCGUACUACUCAUCUAGUACACACAUGGACUCCGUACCUGCUUCUAGUUUCAACCCGUCCUACAGCCUCCCUUUCCUUUCGCCUAUGCAUAGCGAGCACCCGAGCACCAUUAAUCCUUCGGUAUCACCUUUGUCAGCCUACAGUCAUGGCGACCCUGUCAUUGCCGAUGGAUCACCCCCUUUAGCCCACAUGCACCGAAGUACAUCUGCUGAUUUUCUGUCCAUCUCACAAGAUCAUCAUUCGGCAAUGUCUGACGAUGGGUAUUCGCUCAGUGAGAUGUACUCGAAGCAGAAUCUGAAUUUGCAGAUGCACUCGCCGGGCGCGAAGAUGGAUGAUUCUGACUUCGGCAUGCAAAUGCAAGAAGAGUCAUCUAGUGAGGAGCUUGACAUGCACAAUAUGGUUUCAUUCAGUCACAUGGACCAUUCAAGUCUGAGUCCUGAGAGAACCGGAUGA
Molecule: messenger RNA, 1773 nt
Organism: Letharia columbiana
Lineage: Eukaryota; Fungi; Ascomycota; Lecanoromycetes; Lecanorales; Parmeliaceae
Exons: 3
Coding region: 1-1773 (590 amino acids)
Biological process (GO): cell differentiation; regulation of transcription by RNA polymerase II
Molecular function (GO): RNA polymerase II cis-regulatory region sequence-specific DNA binding; DNA-binding transcription factor activity, RNA polymerase II-specific
Source: RefSeq, a predicted model, not a curated record